UUCUAGCCUACGAGCUAAAACAACGUCUACGCAGGCCAAGAGGCUGAGCGCAGCAAGGAUCGAGUCUCUCGACAAAUAGGGCGCAUGUAGCGUGCGAAUAGGAAGUAACAUACGGGCAAGUAUGUCAGCAAAACUCGAACAAUCCGUUGAUGGGACUUGGCGGCAUGAGCUUAAUUCAAUGCUUGUUGAUCUUGGUGUUAGGGUAGUGUGGCUGUACCUGGAUGCGCAGGGCUCGUCGACUCCUAAACGGGUAUCCGUUGCGGUGCGGGCGACGCCGAGUUGGUGGUUAGGACAGGCUUUGAGAGCGAUGAUUGGCCAUUCGUUGGGGGCUGGGGAUGUUAGGUCAACCGCCCCAUAGUACAUACGAGGUUUUAUUAUCGCUAGGAGAUUUAGGGUCGGUAUCGUAGAAGGCUUGUUGUUGGUCUGACGAGAGAUUUUGGUGUUAUUCCCGUGGGGACCGCCUCGCGCACACUACGGACGUCUGAGAACCACUAAGAACGUAAUAAGUGAGCUGAAACGAGUCGGUGUGUCUAAAGGAACAAGCCUUGACGAGACCUGCGAUUGCCAUUUUCCUCAAGUAUCAAGUAGCGUUCUGCUGCAGUUGUUUUCUUGAUUCAUUUUCUCUGUACCAGAUGCCUGGCCCCCACUUGUACAUAGGUAUCAAUUCAAAAGCCCCACGGAUACAAGUAUCCUGAACUUCAUACCAUUAUUCAUGUUCGGCCGAGCAGACAUGCAUGUCGCGGUUGGCGAUAAUAGCCACAGGUCAUUGUAUGGGAAACUGUAGUAAUAGUAACAUUUGAAUAUUACUGUAGUAAUCACUACGGUAAGCUCGGCUUUUCCCCAACCCUACUACAGACACAUUGAUUUCAAGGAACAUCAGACUCACUAACAUGCUCGUUGGUCCCAAACAAACACCGCCUGAAAACUACACAGCCACAUAUAUACAUUCGUGCGUUCUUGUCCUACAAUAUAUUCCUCACCUCUUCGCAUCCCACUUUCCCACCUGCAAGAUUGUUCUAAUCGGAAGUUGACGGGUUUCCUACACUCAAAAAGCUGGUUGAAUAAGGUGACAAAAAGGUUCACGGGAGAUGUGUUUUGCUUUCAGCGCAGGGCCACGGCGCAUCAACCACAUCAAAUCCCACCUGCAACACCCCACCCCAACCAGCCCAUUUACCAAACAGACAAACAAUCAGGGCGUCCACCCGCUACAAUCUCUAUCCCAUCCCAAGCUAAGCGAACCUCCAACCCUUACCCUCCUCCUCCCAAAGACCCACCUACAAGCGAAGAAAAAUAUGACGUCUAUCCUACCAUUCUCCUACCCUACAAAAAACCCAUCACCCAAGACAAGCCACCCCACCCACGAUCUCCAUUCCAGCAAAGAGAAUUUUUCUUAUUCCUUUCUGUGCG
Messenger RNA from Periconia digitata, 1407 nucleotides. Lineage: Eukaryota; Fungi; Ascomycota; Dothideomycetes; Pleosporales; Periconiaceae. The record is from the annotation of a GenBank genome assembly.